Sesamum indicum (sesame) is the source of this 1826-nucleotide messenger RNA. RefSeq names its product hydroxymethylglutaryl-CoA synthase / HMG-CoA synthase / 3-hydroxy-3-methylglutaryl coenzyme A synthase (gene HMGS). Gene Ontology annotation, molecular function: hydroxymethylglutaryl-CoA synthase activity. Lineage: Eukaryota; Viridiplantae; Streptophyta; Magnoliopsida; Lamiales; Pedaliaceae. The record is from RefSeq and is a predicted model, not a curated record. Gene Ontology annotation, biological process: acetyl-CoA metabolic process.
AACUUCUCUCUGUUAACCAUUCAGCCACCCAUUACCAUUCCAACCUCUCUCUCUCUCUCUCUCUCCCUCUCUUGCUUGCACGCACCUCUUUCCUCGCGUAUUUCCUGGAUUACUGCCAAGGGAAAAGCCCAGUUUCGGAUUUUGCAAAACCACUUUCUGGCUGCUUGCUUAAUUGAUCUGCAUUUCCUGCAAGUGACGAAAAAGAGAUGGCCAAGAAUGUGGGGAUCCUCGCCAUGGAAAUUUACUUUCCUCCCACUUGCAUCCAGCAGGAAGUGCUGGAGGUCCAUGAUGGAGCAAGCAAAGGGAAGUACACAAUUGGGCUUGGACAAGAUUGCAUGGCAUUUUGUGCUGAGGUUGAAGAUGUCAUUUCCAUGAGUAUGACAGCUGUCACUUCCCUCCUUGAAAAGUAUGGGGUCGAUCCGAAGCAGAUUGGGCGUCUUGAAGUUGGAAGUGAGACUGUACUUGAUAAGAGCAAAUCCAUUAAGACAUUUCUGAUGCCAAUCUUUGAGAAAUGUGGAAAUACCGACAUAGAAGGUGUCGACUCAACCAAUGCGUGCUAUGGGGGUACUGCUGCACUAUUUAACUGUGUCAAUUGGGUGGAGAGUAGUUCAUGGGAUGGACGAUACGGGCUUGUUGUCUGCACAGACAGUGCGGUCUAUGCUGAGGGACCAGCUAGGCCAACUGGUGGGGCUGCAGCUAUUGCCAUGCUAAUAGGACCAAAUGCUCCUAUUGUUUUCGAAAGCAAGCUUAGAGGGAGCCACAUGGCCCAUGUUUAUGAUUUUUACAAGCCCGACCUUGCCAGUGAAUAUCCGGUUGUUGAUGGCAAGCUUUCUCAAACUUGUUACCUCAUGGCACUCGAUUCUUGUUACAAAAGCUUCUGCGCAAAGUAUGAGAAGCUAGAGGGCAAGCAGUUCUCAGUCGCUGAUGCUGACUACUUCGUAUUUCAUUCUCCCUAUAACAAGCUUGUACAGAAGAGCUUCGCCAGAUUGUUGUUCAACGACUUUACGAGGAGUGCCAGCUCCAUUGAUGAGGCUGCUAAAGAGAAGCUUGCACCAUUUUCAUCAUUAAGCAAUGAGGAAAGCUACCAAAGUCGUGAUCUUGAGAAGGCAUCCCAACAAGUUGCGAAGCCAUUAUAUGAUGCCAAAGUCCAGCCAUCUACACUUAUCCCGAAACAAGUUGGAAACAUGUAUACUGCAUCACUCUAUGCUGCAUUUGCAUCCCUCCUCCACAAUAAAAAUAUAACUCUGGCUGGGCAGAGGGUGAUACUGUUUUCCUACGGCAGUGGCCUGACAGCCACCAUGUUUUCUCUCCGUUUCAACGAGGGGCAACAUCCUUUUAGCCUGUCUAAUAUUGCAACCAUAAUGAAUGUUUCAGAGAAGUUGAAAUCUAGGCAUGAGUUCCCACCAGAAAAAUUCGUCGAAACGAUGCAGCUAAUGGAGCACAGAUAUGGAGGCAAGGGUUUCGUAACGAGCAAGGACUGCAGUCUUCUCGCACCGGGCACGUACUACCUCACCGAAGUCGAUUCCAAGUACCGAAGAUUCUACGCCAAGAAGGCUAUUGAGAACGGCACCUUGGCUAAUGGCCACUGAAGAUAGUCCGAGGCACACAAUGUGUUGGCAUGGAGUUGGCUGUUUUAGCAGAUAGAAAAAUAACUAUAUUUUCCAUUGUUUGGGUGAUUUGUUUGGGCAGAUGAAAGUGUUAUCUGUAGUUGAUUUGAAUUCUUUUUUCCCUUUUGAUUUAAUAGAUUGUUGUAGAAGACCAGUAUAUCAUGGUUGUACUCAACAUCUUAGUGAAAUCUAUUGUGGAAGUAUUAUAUCUUUGUCUUG